ACCCGAGCUGGAGACGCUCUUUGUGGGUUGAUAAGAGUAUUUUGUCGGCUAUUGUUUGGGAAAAGCUUUGAACAGAAGCUGUGAGUACUCCAGAUGACGACCACCACCAAUUUUCAAGGCAUGGACCCGAGCGCCAGGAACAGCUCCAGAGUGCUGCGCCCACCAGGCGGAGGGUCAAACAUCUGCUUUGGCACGGAUGAUGAAAAACCUGUGACCCGCAAAAACAAAAUGGCAUCUAGUAUAUUUGCUGAACCCGAGGACCCUCAUGCCCGUCGAAGGAACAAUCCACCAGGUGGGAAGCCUACAGGUGUGCUGUGUGGAGAGCCCUCUGCCCCUCUCAGAAGAUGUAAUGUGCUACCAGUCAACCAUAGUACCACCACACUUGACAGCAGUAUACCUGUGAAUGGUGAUGAAGACAUAAUCAAUGUUGAUAGUACAGAAGAACCUAAACCUGUUCAGGAACAUAAUGAGAAACCAGCUUCCCCCUCCCUCACUGCAACAGAGCAGCCUACAGCUGGGGUUCCCUCUGGCCGUAGAAAUCCGCCAGGGGGCAAAUCCUCUCUCAUCUUAGGCUAAAGAUUUGGCUCACCUUAGGAUAAGAUCUGGGCCUAUUUGAAUUGAGCAUCUCAGAAUAAAUGUGCUGUUCUGUGGCCAGUGCCCAUUCUCUGUAUAAUUGUGUCCAUAAUGCUAUAUAAUUUCAGAUCUUGACAGAGAAGUCAGAUCUAGUCAGAGAAGUGUGCUACAUAUCUUUGAGUUAUCAUCACAAAGAAUGAGCAGUUUUGUCCUGACUGAAAUAGGUAUGUGCUCUUUACAGGAAAAUCUGUUACUGUCAGAUACAUCAAACUAUAUUUGCCAGAAUCUGCCCACGCUGUUCAAUUAAACUUGCCAUUCAAGUUUAACAUUAAGAAGGUGAAACUACACUGCAUCCAUGUCUACUCUAAACAAUUCCAUUUUUGUUAUGCUUUAGUUUUGUAAAUUAAUACAUUGUGUGCCAGGCCUGCUGAUUUGUAUUAUUCCAUAACUGCAAAUGAAAGA
This is a messenger RNA of Xyrauchen texanus (razorback sucker), 1035 nucleotides long. RefSeq names its product Jupiter microtubule associated homolog 1a (gene jpt1a). The record is from RefSeq and is a predicted model, not a curated record. Gene Ontology annotation, cellular component: nucleus. Lineage: Eukaryota; Metazoa; Chordata; Actinopteri; Cypriniformes; Catostomidae. The transcript is spliced from 5 exons. The coding region runs from base 94 to 576 and encodes 160 amino acids.